AUGACAAAAGAUUUAACAAUGCCAUCUGAAAUCCCUGAAGAAGAUGGCAGACCCAAAUGGGACAAUAAGUUCCAGUACAUUUUAAGCUGUGUCGGAUUUGCUGUUGGUCUGGGGAACGUGUGGCGAUUUCCAUACUUGUGUCAGAUACAUGGAGGCGGGGCGUUCCUGAUCCCAUACUUCAUCGCUCUUCUCUUUGAAGGAAUUCCCCUGUUGCAUCUCGAACUGGCCCUAGGACAGUAUGUGAGGAAAGGCAGCAUUGGUGCCUGGAACACUGUCUCACCUUACCUUGGAGGAGUUGGGGCUGGCACGUGGAUGGCAUCUGUUCUGGUGAGCUUAUACUACAACACAGUCCUAACCUGGGUGAUGUGGUAUUUCAUAAACUCCUUCCAAGAACCUCUUCCUUGGAGUGUUUGCCCUCUAAAUGAAAACAGAACAGGGCUCAAUGAGGAAUGUUAUGAAAGCACCGCAGUGAACUAUUUUUGGUACAGGAAAACUCUGAACAUAACCCCCGAUGUCACUGAGAGUGGCACAUUACAGUGGUGGCUCAUUUUGUGCUUAGCAGCUUGCUGGGCAAUUGUCUAUCUGUGCACCAUUCGAGGAAUUGAAACCACAGGAAAGGCCAUUUAUGUAACAGCACUAUUUCCUUACCUGGUCCUAACUAUAUUCCUCAUUCACGGACUCAGUCUACCAGGAGCCACUGAUGGUCUGACUUACCUAUUCACCCCUAACCUCAAUGCUUUGAAAAAUCCCCGUAUAUGGCUUGAUGCAGCUACUCAGAUUUUCUUCUCUCUGUCUUUGGCUGUUGGAGGACUUAUUGCGUUCUCAAGCUAUAACCCACCAAAAAAUGACUGUGAAAAGGAUGCUGUGACAGUAGCCAUUGUGAACAGCCUGACGUCCCUCUACGCUUCCAUCCCAGUCUUUUCUGUUUUGGGGUUUAAAGCAACAACAGGCUACUGGGACUGCUUGGACAGGAACAUUCUCAAUAUCAUCAAUGAAUUUGAUCUUCCAGAAGAAAGCAUCAUGCGACAGAACUAUACAGCCUGGAUUAGCUUCCUAAAUUCAUCAUAUCCAGAAAAAAUUGCUGGAGUCAAACUGAAAACCUGUGACCUUCAAGAAUUUCUUGAUCAGAGUGUAUCAGGGACUGGCCUAGCUUUCAUCAUUUUCACUCAAGCCAUCACUCUCAUGCCAGGCUCCCAGGCCUGGGCCAUCCUGUUUUUCACAAUGUUGUUCUGCUUGGGCCUUUCCUCUAUGUUUGGGAACAUUGAGGGAGUCUUCACUCCUCUUCUAGAGCUUCAAGUAUUUAAAUCAACACCCAAGGAGCUACUGUCUGGUAUAAUAUGUCUCAUUUCCUUCCUCAUUGCUCUGUGUUUUACACUGGCUUCAGGAAGUUACUGGAUUGACAUUUUUGACAGCUAUGCAGGCUCUCUGCCUCUUCUAGUCAUCGCUUUCUUCGAAGUGAUUGGGGUUGCAUAUGUCUAUAAAAUUAAAAGGUUCAGUAAAGAUGUGAAACAGAUGACUGGACGAAAACCUAAUCUUUACUGGCAGAUGACGUGGAAGUUUAUUAGCCCUCUGCUCCUGCUAAUUGUCUUUGUGGCCUUUGUUACUCUUCAGACACACAAGCCGCCAAGCUAUGCAGCCUGGAACCCUAAAUACGAAGGCUUCCCUAUGAAAGAGGAGAAAGUUUAUCCACCUUGGGUAGUGUCCAUCUGUGUGCUUUUAGCUGCCCUGCCCUGUGUGUUCAUACCUCUGGGAGCACUCUUCCAUCUGAUCAAACAGAUGCGCAGAAGCAGUGACCUAAGCUUUGUACCAAAACAAGUGUUUUCAUGUCAAGGGGCUAACAGCAACUUUUCUCAUCUGCAAGAAUAA
This is a messenger RNA of Colius striatus (speckled mousebird), 1866 nucleotides long. Its product is annotated as sodium-dependent neutral amino acid transporter B(0)AT3. The record is from RefSeq and is a predicted model, not a curated record. NCBI's taxonomy places the organism in Eukaryota, Metazoa, Chordata, Aves, Coliiformes, Coliidae. The transcript has 12 exons. The coding region runs from base 1 to 1866 and encodes 621 amino acids. Gene Ontology annotation, biological process: sodium ion transmembrane transport. Gene Ontology annotation, cellular component: plasma membrane.